AUGAUUGUGCGACACAAACUUCGUGACGCGAUGUGGCACAAGGCAAUUGGUAGCCCAAAUCCCAACAUAGAAAUGAGUUUUGCCAUAGAUUUUAUUAUUGAUCAUCCCAAUGAAGACGAUAGACAUUUAGACAUGGGUUCCAAUUCCUAUAUUUUUCCUUGGGACGAGAAUUACAAUACAACAGAGGACGAAGCACCGACGCCUUCCACCUCACUCCGAAAUGAGAAACCUGAAUUUUCCUCGAUUCCGAAGAAUUCGCCUGAAAUGCCGACUUCUCAGUCACCUAAACCACCAACAAUAAUAAAGUUGGUCCUUCCAAAAACAGCACGUACGCCUCCACCGGCCCAAACCUCACCCAAGACCACCAUUACACCGGAAUCUCAGUCGAAAACGAUCAUAAAUAUACCAGACUCACAACAAGAAGUGACAAAUGUGGUUAAAACCAGUUCCGAGAAACUUAGAAGGAAGCAAGAAUGGGUUAGACGAAUGCGAUUGAAGUUCAGCACUCGACCCGAAUUUGAAAUUACAAGAAACAUCUUACAUCCAGACGGGACAUUAAAUCAAGACUAUUUUCGACCUCCAAAGUCGUUAACUCCUCAGUUGCAACGUAAAUGGACAGAGAAAGAACGUGACCUACUAAUAAAAGGCAUUCAAAAAUACGGCAUCGGCCAUUACAAAGAGAUUUCCGAUGAAUUUUUACUGGAAUGGACUAUGCGUCUCAUAGGCAGGCAGAAUCUACAACUCUAUAAAGAUUGGAAAGGAGAUGUAGACGCGAUAAAAAAAGAGUACGAAAAAAACAAGAGGAUUGGAUUAAAAACGGGAAUGUGGAAGGCUGGCACGUUAGUUUAUGACGAAAAAGGAGUUGUCUUGAAGAUGAUUCAAGAAAUGGAUGAUGAUGGCAGAAAAAGAAAAAGAAAAAAUGAUGAGAGUUUAGAAGACGAAGAGAUGAAUAUAGAAGGACUAUCGACAGUCGAAGACAGCGAUAUGGCGAUAGAAUAA
Messenger RNA from Acaulospora morrowiae, 999 nucleotides. The record is from the annotation of a GenBank genome assembly. NCBI's taxonomy places the organism in Eukaryota, Fungi, Glomeromycota, Glomeromycetes, Diversisporales, Acaulosporaceae.